Messenger RNA from Trachymyrmex cornetzi, 4244 nucleotides. RefSeq names its product ETS variant transcription factor anterior open (gene aop). Gene Ontology annotation, molecular function: sequence-specific DNA binding; DNA-binding transcription factor activity, RNA polymerase II-specific. The transcript is spliced from 5 exons. Gene Ontology annotation, biological process: cell differentiation; regulation of transcription by RNA polymerase II. Bases 739 to 2172 code for a protein of 477 amino acids. The record is from RefSeq and is a predicted model, not a curated record. Gene Ontology annotation, cellular component: nucleus. Lineage: Eukaryota; Metazoa; Arthropoda; Insecta; Hymenoptera; Formicidae.
AAGGUGACAGUACGUGAGGUACGAAGCCUGUUCCGCAGUCGUAUCCGCAACCUCCGCGCGCGUUGCCGUUCAACGACGAGGGUAAUCGCACUCGCCCUCGCGAAAGCCGUUGUCCACUAUACGUGCGCGCGCGCGCGCCCUCGCGUAACGUUUUCCGCGUCGUCUUCCUUCCCCCCGUUGUGCCCUGUCGUGGAGACCGGAGGAAGCAACCGGAGUACGAAGAGUGGCCCGCGAGGAGCCAGAGACAAUCACAAGUGACACAAGUGCGCUAAGCCGGGAGUGCUUAAUGACCGGAGGAUUCUUUGCAGUUCUCAUCUGUGAUAACGUAACGAGCGCGGCCACCCGCGGCUGAUACACGGGAUUGUAAUCCCUAUCACGUGUUCACGUGUGCCGCGGCGAAAAGUUUCCUCGCGGGAUAAUCUCUCUUUCUCUCUCUCUCUCUCUCUCUCUUUCCGUGUCGCGCGCACGGAUGCCGCCCGCCGCGACCUGAUUACGCGCGCCGCGUGCCGUCCCCGUGCGUGCGUGCGUGCGUGCACGUCGCACACCACGAGGAGCGCGACGAAAUUUACCCGAUGAACGGUGGAAUGGUUUGUGUCUGGUUGGACUACGACGACAAGUGAUAAUUAGCUCCAGCAGCUCCCGUUCCCGGCAAAGGAUUUUUAUCGACAGCUGGGGGGACCGACGACGACGAAGCAGGGGCAGCGAUCAAGAAGCCAUUAGUAGAUCCGAGGGCGUGUUAUGAAAUUGCUGCCACCAAUUCAGAUAUCGCAGCUACCGCCGGUUUCCGCCACUGGCGGAAUGGCCGGAAUGGAACCUCGGCUGCCUCCGGGUAUAUCUUUGCCUUUAUGUCCGGACUGGGCACUCUGGAGGGCCCAAUACGGGCCCUCGAUGGGUUUCCCGCCUACAACGCAUCCACCGCCCAGUCCCCUCUUGGAUUUUAAAACUCAUCUACCAACGAGUUUAGUGUCCGACCCUAGACUGUGGUCGAGGGAGGACGUAGCGGCGUUCCUGCGGUGGGCCGAACGGGAAUUCGACCUGCCACCGUUCGACAUGGACGUAUUCCAGAUGAACGGCAAGGCUCUGUGCUUGCUGACCAAGGCCGAUAUGGGCGAGAGGUGUCCGAGCGCUGGCGACGUGCUGCACAACGUGCUGACAAUGCUAGUGCGUGAUUAUAGUCAGUUACAGAGAUGCCUACCGAGCAGUCCGGUGACACCAACCAGACCAUCCAUAUAUCCGCUGAGUCCACAUUCGCAUCCGCCUACACCAACGUGGACGGAGACGCCACCAUACGCCUCGAAUCUCGCCUCGUUAAUGUCGGCCAACUCAGUGACACUAUCGCCAGCACCGUCUGUGGACAGUCAGUCGGGUUCACCCAGUCACGCGACCGACGCGAAUCAGACGCAAGUCUAUAAGAGCGAUUCGGACGAAGACAACACUCACCAGGUGUCAAGCGGCAAUAGCAGUCCACCGGCCACACCGACCGCCUUGGCGGCACAGAGGCUCAGUGAGGUGAGCGUCAAGGAUCAACCGAGUCCGACGUUACCGCACCAGUUGAUGCCGCUGACGCCCGGUACCUUUCGAUCGAUCACCAGCACAAACAGAGAGUUCUUCCCUAACGAUUCGUCGGAACCCAACACCAAUAUAUAUAUGCUCUGGGACUUCCUUCAGCAAUUGCUGAACGACCCCGCGCAACGGUACCAGCAUUACAUCUCGUGGAAAACUCGAGAAACUGGCGUCUUCAAGAUUGUCGAUCCACCUGGUCUAGCGCGACUCUGGGGCAUCCAGAAAAAUCAUCUCUCUAUGAAUUACGACAAAAUGAGCAGAGCUUUACGUUAUUAUUACCGCGUGAAUAUACUUAGAAAAGUACAAGGCGAACGUCAUUGUUAUCAAUUCUUGCGUAAUUCGAUCGAAUUGAAAAACAUCAAGAACAUAUCAUCGCUGCGCCAUCAGAUGCGAAUAAAGUCUGAACCAGAGGAGGAAAGGACUCUUUCCGGAAGUCCCGAGGCGGAACCGGAAAUGGACAUGCCGACGGAUCUCUCAAUGUCCAGCAUGAACCAACCGAGCGAACAGCAGCAGCAGCCCCUAUCGUUACACGACCCACCUGCCAAGUACAGAAGUCACGCGUACAAUCUCGUUAAAACCAAUCAGGAGGAGCCGGAAGAGAGGAAGUGACGCGGGACCUAGCGAUGGUAGGAACGCAAUGAUUGUGCGUAAUUGCAUCAUGGCAGACUGGGAGCCGACGGCGAAAUGACCUCGACGUAAGAAGGGUUCCACAUCGGCUACUGAGUGAUAUCUGUACAAAGAUAUGCGAAGGUUUUCAAGAUGGGAAAGGAUGGAAUCCAAAAGGCGUAAUUUAUCGACAAGACUCAGAAAUACGAUGACGAAGAUAAGAUCUAAUCUCGAAAUUAUCCAGUGGUAAUUGUAAAGAGAUAUACCGAUGGUUAGAGAUUUUGUAAUCAUUAAUAAAUCGUAGAACGCGCGAAAUAUAAAUCGCAGGACAAAACGUGAUAAAAGCUACGAUUUUAAGCACAUUACAAGACUUUUUGAGAAUAAUCGUCAGAAAGGGAGCAUUCACGUUUAUUCAAUUCGCACAUUGACGCUCUAAGGGUAAAGGAUUCUUUAAAAAUCAAGAAAUUUUACGUCCCACAUAUGUGCCCAGCUUUGUGUGUUUAUCGAGAAUUCAAAGUUGCAGUUAUACAAGAAUCCUCUCCAUUUUCGUCGUUAUACGUAAGAGUGUGACAAGAAACGCAAGAAGAGAGUGUAUCUCCUUACGGUGCAAAUCGGAUAACGAUUUGCUCCUUCCUCUCCUCCACCCUCACAUAGAUUCGCGUUCAGUGCCGAUAAUGAUAGACGCUUCAAUGUGAAGCUGAAUCUUCGCGGAUAUUCCGCCCUAUCCCUUUCCCUGCUUUCUCCUCGUAACGGAGUGAAUCACCCAAACCGAGCAAUUUCCUUUCCACUUUUACAACGACAAGAUGUGUAUGAAACGUACGGUCUUAGGUGCACUUAAGAACAUACAUACGACGAUUCAAUGUACAAAGAAUGCCAGAAGGAGAACUGUUACCAGGUCUUUCUUUUCUUACGCGUUUCUCUGCUCCUCUUUUUCUUAAUCUUAGGUAUAUUCUGUGAUGUACGACUUCAUUUUUUUUUCUUGGCGAAACGUAGCCUAUAAAUAAGGUCGAUCCCAAAGAAAGACUACUUGAUUUGAAACGUUCAGUGUAAAUAUACAUCACAGAACAAUUAUAUUAUUAAUGUUUCCGUAGUUUCCGGAGUAUAAAGAGCUUGACAAAAUCUUUUUCACGAUAGUUUAAUAAUUAUGUAUAUCUGUGACACAUAUAGAUCGGAUUUUAAAGGAAACAUUUAACUGGAUUUUCUCAAGCUCUUACUGUAUAUGCACCGAAACGGUUCUCCGUUAUUUUGACGUAUUUGUGCCAAGAACAUUUGCCGUUUAAUAAGACAACGUUUUAUGUAUUUAGUCGAUUGUUCCAAAAAAACUCGGUAUAUCACGAUUUUGGAACCAAUAUGUAUCCCUUAAGCUCGAUGUAUGCGUUAUAUCAAGAAUGCGCCAUAAUCGAGUAUCGUAUAAUCGAUUAUACGUUGUAGGAACUGUAUAUAAACUUGAACUAAUGAACUGAACUAUAUAAUGAAUUGUAAAUGCGAACGAAAGAUGAAUAUUAGAAGAAUAGUGCAAGAAUCUUAUGGAAAUUCGGGGCCAGAGUUAGAUAUAUAAAUUUAUCUAUAGAAAAAAAUAUAUAUAUAUUUUACUAUCAAAAUUUAUAUUCGAAAUUUCUAUGUUUGUUGCCUGUGUGAUUGUGGCUUACAUUCCACGACUCUUUAUUCGAGGUUUAUCCACGAGAUAAACCACGAAAGUCCGCAAGAGAACUAGAAAAAACGUGAAGAAACAAGACGCAUAUACAAUUAGGAAACAAAUUUAAGAAGAUUGCUAAUUGUAUUUUUGCACUUGAAAAUAUAAAAUUGAAAAUAUAAAAUUGAAAAUAUAAAGCUUGAAAAUAUGAAAUUGAAAAACUAUGAGAGAAUUAAAACGUGAGUGUGAGCGAAUGAGAUAAUGAAUGAGACAGGUAUGAUAUAAAUGACAUAUUGAGAAAUAUCUGGCUUCUUGUAUACUGUGAUCUCUAUACUAUAUGCAGAAAGAAUAUAAGUACAUAGUUAAUUAGGAAUUAUUAUCUAGAUAAAACAUGCGUGCAUGUUACACACAUUUAGAUCAAACAUCUGUCUAGAAUUUGCGU